Molecule: messenger RNA, 1632 nt
Organism: Caenorhabditis sp. 36 PRJEB53466
Lineage: Eukaryota; Metazoa; Nematoda; Chromadorea; Rhabditida; Rhabditidae
Source: the annotation of a GenBank genome assembly
AUGUCUGGCAAAGAGAACAGCGCACCGGUUUGCGUCGAUGACCAACGAGCCGAGGUUUGCCUAUUUUUCCGUCAAUCGUUUCCAAAAAUCGAUGCAAUUUAAGGUGAUCUCACUAACUGACGAAAGCAAGCCACAGGCCAAUGAUGAAAAUGGGUUAGCAUGAGGAAUUGACUGAUUAUCAUAAAAAUAUAUCGUUUUCAGCUGGACACUCGACGAUUUCGAUGUCGGACGACCACUCGGUAAAGGCAAGUUUGGCAAUGUGUUUAUUUCCCGCGAAAAGAGAACGAGACGGAUCAUCGCUCUGAAGUUCUCUUCAAAAGUCAGCUUCUGUCUCUGGGAGUCAGUCAUCAACUGAAGCGAGAGAUAGAGAUUCAGUACCAUCUGCGGUAUGCCACUUCGCCGCCACUUCAGUCGAUAUAUCUUUCUUUUUCAGUCACGCGAAUAUUCUAACGCUUUACGGAUACUUCCACGACGAUAAGCGUGUGUUCGUGAUGCUCGACUACGCCAGCCGCGGAGAGCUGUUCAAUGUGCUCCAAGCGCAACCCGGACACAAGAUUUCCGAGGUCAUUGCAGCCAGGUGAGUGUGGUGGAUAGAAUCAAUAUUCGAAAAAAUCAAUACGUCGUUCAGAUUUGUGCGUCAACUCGCCAACGCUUUGAAAUACUGCCACUCGAAAGGAGUCAUUCACAGAGAUAUCAAGCCAGAGAACCUGUUGCUUGAUGGAAAACUCAAUCUGAAGGUACGUGUUUAGAUGCAUCCAAUUACGAUAGACGCAGUUAUCCCCACUGAAACGUUCGAAGUUUCGGUAGCCUUUUGGAGUCGCCAAAUUCGGAAGGUGCUGGAAACUGCAAUAUGAGCAAUGCUCGAGAUGCGUGUGCUGGUUUGCCUCAAUGCGAUCUGGUUCCUUUUCUCCUCGACACAAUUUUCCAAUUUUCAGCUCGCUGACUUCGGCUGGUCCGUCGUCGCCGAUCACUCGAAACGACAUACUCUCUGCGGAACGAUGGACUAUCUGGCUCCGGAGAUGGUCUCCAAUCAGCCGCACGACUUCGCCGUCGACAUUUGGGCCAUCGGAAUUCUGCUCUACGAAAUGCUCGUCGGAUACGCGCCAUUUGCUCACCAGACCGGCGACAAGCUGAUAGCCAGAAUCAAAGAGUGCAGGAUCUACGUCAGUGAUUGGGGAAUAGGGGAAUACAGGGUUCAGCAAAGCAACUAUGAACGCAGUUCUCCCCACUGAAACAUAGUUUCGGUAGCCUUCUGGAAUAACCAAGUUCGGAAGGUGCUGGAGACUGCAAUAUGAAAAUAUCUCGAGAUGCGUGUGCCGGUUUGCUUUCAAUGCGAUCUGGUUCCUUUUCUCCUCGGGACAAUUCACCGCACUCUUCCUCUCUCCCACUUUCUUUUUUUCCCGUUCAACCUUCUCUGUUUUGCAGAUUCCCUCGUGUGUGAGUGACGGAGCAAGCCAUCUGAUAAAGGCAAUAAUCAAGAAAGAGCCACACGAGCGACUUCCGUUGGCUGAAAUCAUGGUUCACUUCUGGAUCAAGGAGAAGGAGCCGCUCGAGGAAGUGGAAGUGCAGCAGUUCCUCGCCUCGCUCUCCAAGUCAUCGUCUCGUCAUGGAUCGUCGUCGAGUGCCCAAUAA